Messenger RNA from Penicillium cosmopolitanum, 786 nucleotides. RefSeq lists its product as uncharacterized. The record is from RefSeq and is a predicted model, not a curated record. The transcript has a single exon. The coding region runs from base 1 to 786 and encodes 261 amino acids. NCBI's taxonomy places the organism in Eukaryota, Fungi, Ascomycota, Eurotiomycetes, Eurotiales, Aspergillaceae.
AUGGACUCACCCAGCUCGUUCAGGCUGAGUCCCGUGCAAAAGGCGGAGAUGAUGACCUGCAUACAUACGGCUAUUGAAGAACUGCGAAUGGAAGUGAUUCCUUCAAAGGCCAGCCAAAAGAAGAAUGCGAGAUUGAUUCCGCAGAUCAAUGUUAUUCCUCCCUCUGAGACUGCUACUCCUUCCGUUCCAUCGACCGCCCCAAUCUUCGACAUUGCGAAGGCAAACAAUUGGGUCACAUCUGAGGUUGGAUAUUUCCUUCCUGACCCCACUCGUGACGAGCAGGUACGAAUGAAGGAAGACACCAUUUACUUCAGCAAUGCCCAUGCGUUUGUCGGCCAUAUCCGGGCCCUGUCCGCCUUCAAGAACGAGAACACUAUCCGUCUGAACAUCCACUCUUGCCUGCGAGGUGAGGCCCUGGAAUGGUUUAUCUCCGAGCUCUCGCACUACGAGAGAGAGAAGCUCCGAAGCUUUUCUCUGGAGGAAGGAUGGAUCGAAACUCUAACCAGGCGCUUCAAGAACCCCCCUUCUCACGCCUUGAAGACUCUGAAACGGUCUAAGUACAAUUGGGCAGACGUUCGAUCCCAGCGCUCUCUGGUCAUGUGGGCUCAUAACAUGUUGCGGUUGGCCCAGGAAUCGAACGAAUACCCAGUUGUCUGGCACCAGAUACACGCAGUAUGGGACCAGAUUGAGAUCCCGAUCCGAGGAAACGUCAGCGAACCAUCGUCGGGGACUACUGUUGCAAGCUUCAUGGAAGAAUUAGACAGAUGGUACAAUCUGUGGCGCUAG